Messenger RNA from Strongylocentrotus purpuratus (purple sea urchin), 1360 nucleotides. RefSeq lists its product as uncharacterized. The record is from RefSeq and is a predicted model, not a curated record. The coding region runs from base 209 to 1153 and encodes 314 amino acids. NCBI's taxonomy places the organism in Eukaryota, Metazoa, Echinodermata, Echinoidea, Camarodonta, Strongylocentrotidae. The transcript is spliced from 6 exons.
UUCGCUCCACCUGUAUACAAUAAUACCACUCGGUAUCAUGAUAUAGCGUGGUAUAAGAGAAUUCGUACAGGUGAACGCAAUGGGCGCAAGAAAAUGUUAUGACAUUUUAUUGUUUCGUUGAACAUGUGAAGUCGUCUGAUUUAUUUCCGAAGUGAAAAAAUUGCGUACUUUUCUGUCUAAAUAUCGGGUUUGAAACCAGAUUCUAAAAAUGGCAACUGGACACAUUCUACCGGGUUUUAGGAACCCUGUGUCGCGAUACCGGUCCAAAUCGGCCGACCCAACCAUGACGGGCUACCGGUACAGAACUCCGGGCGCUACGGGUCUGGACGCGCCGGAGUUCCUGGCGAUCAAAGCCGAGGCGAUGAAUGCCUGGACUGAAGAUAAAAUUGACUGGAAUAAAACACCAAACAAGAAGCCCACAACAUACGGACACAGUUUUUACAGGAAAGAGAAUGUGACUGAAGAAAAGCUGGCAGAAAUGAGACCCACGUCCUCUCUCAGAAGAAAUAAACCCCAUCCUAAAAAUGUGUUCCUGACCUGUAAUCUUAAGACGGUACCUGGUUACCAUGAUGCCCAUUCAGCGAUGGGAAAAGAACUAGGAACGGUUCAUGGCUUUCAGAAUCCUGAUACAACUAUUCAAGAAGAAGUUUAUCAAGUGGAUUCACUAUGUUCACCAGCAGAGCAGAGAGAUAGAUCCCAUCUCAGACACAAGUACAUGCCUAGACCACGCACAGCCAAUGUACUAACCUACCACACUGACUCGAGUACGAGGAGAGUUAUCAAUGAUCCUUGGUCAGCACAAGCAGCUGAAGCCUGGAUGAAACUAGCCAAUGAGAGAGAUCGCAAGGCAGUGCGUAACAUGUUAGAGCGUGCGAGCGUGCGGGGUCUUCAGAUCAGUCAUCGAGGAGACCACAGAGAACCCAUCCCAAACAAAGCUUCAUCACAUCGGUUCCUCAAGGCAGCCGGAGCAGGGGAAGCCAAGUCUGUUGAUCGUUUGAUGCAGACCCUGAACACCAAGCCUAAAUCGGUUCCCAUGAGUGGACCUCACUAUCACAUCACCGACUACAGUAAUCUAGAGGUCCCCAACUAUGUCAGGGUCAACCCUAAGCAUUGUCGAACAGACUAUGUUAUACAUCCACAGUUUGUUCCGUGAUUAUGUAUGGCUUGUGCAAAAAUAUUCAAUACUUUCAAGCUUAAUCAGGUGCAUUUGCAAUGUUAAAAGUAGAGCACUCUCAUUGGCAAUAGCACUUUGUAGGUUUCAUGUGCAAGUUGAGAAUUUAAAGAGUACUUGUAUAUUUUCCUGUGACUGCAACUUGCAGAAAUAUAUAAAUAGUAUAGAAGAAAUGUAUGUUGUAAUAUA